CAGCUCACUUCAGAACUCCAGGCCUCAGAUCUCCACCCCACAAAAAGAAAGAAAAAAUAGAGAGAGAGAGAGAGAGAGCCUAAACCUAACCCUAGGAGGGGGAAAAAGACGAUGCAGUACAAAAACCUAGGCCGAUCCGGCCUCAAAGUCUCCCAGCUCUCCUACGGAGCCUGGGUCAGCUUCGGCAACCAGCUCGACGUCAAGGAGGCCAAAUCCCUCCUCCAACUCUGCCGAGACAACGGCGUCAACUUCUUCGACAACGCCGAGGUCUACGCCAACGGCCGCGCCGAGGAGAUCAUGGGCCAAGCGAUCCGCGAGCUGGGCUGGAAAAGGUCCGAUCUUGUCAUCACCACCAAGAUCUUCUGGGGUGGGCCCGGCCCAAACGACAAGGGCUUGUCCCGGAAGCACAUCGUCGAGGGGACCAAGGCGUCGCUGAAGAGGCUGGACAUGGAUUACGUGGACGUGCUGUAUUGCCAUCGGCCGGAUGCGGCCACGGCCACGCCGAUGGAGGAGACGGUGAGGGCGAUGAAUUACGUGAUUGAUAAGGGGUGGGCGUUUUACUGGGGGACGAGCGAGUGGAGCGCUCAGCAGAUUACUGAGGCUUGGGCGGUUGCUCAAAGGCUGGAUCUUGUUGGGCCGAUCGUCGAGCAGCCGGAGUAUAAUUUGUUGUCGAGGCACAAGGUUGAAGUUGAGUAUUUACCUCUUUACAGCAACUAUGGAAUUGGUCUGACGACAUGGAGUCCACUGGCAUCAGGUGUUCUUACAGGGAAAUAUAACAAAGGAAAUAUCCCACCUGAUAGUCGGUUUGCUUUGGAGAAUUACAAGAAUCUUGCGAGUAGAUCACUCGUUGAUGAUACUCUGAGGAAAGUCAAUGGACUGAAACCCAUUGCGGAUGCUCUUGGUGUUCCUUUAUCUCAACUGGCCAUUGCUUGGUGUGCAUCAAAUCCCCAUGUCUCGUCGGUAAUUACAGGGGCAACAAAGGAGGCUCAGAUUGUAGAGAACAUGAAGGCUAUUGAUGUCAUUCCCAGGCUGACACCGGAUAUUCUGGAGAAAAUUGAAGCAGUCGUCCAAAGCAAACCCAAACGCCCAGAUUCAUACAGGUAAGUCUCUUCUUUAUAUUUAAGGAAGCAGAAUGGUGGAUGGAUUUGUAAUGAUCAUUGGGUAUACCCGAUGCAUUGGGGAUUAUUGUCGUUAUUUAAUGUGUUGUUUUAUGUGUGUUUAUAUUUGAGCUCUUGUCGGACUCAUCAAUGAACUCAAGAUUUGUGAAUGGUUUGACAUUUCACAUGAUAUAUGUACUAUUACGAUGUGUCCUAUAUUAUGUAGUUUUUGCAGUAUCAUAUGAUAGUAGAUUUGCGCA
This is a messenger RNA of Asparagus officinalis (garden asparagus), 1357 nucleotides long. RefSeq names its product probable voltage-gated potassium channel subunit beta. The record is from RefSeq and is a predicted model, not a curated record. NCBI's taxonomy places the organism in Eukaryota, Viridiplantae, Streptophyta, Magnoliopsida, Asparagales, Asparagaceae.